Monodelphis domestica (gray short-tailed opossum) is the source of this 1023-nucleotide messenger RNA. Lineage: Eukaryota; Metazoa; Chordata; Mammalia; Didelphimorphia; Didelphidae. The record is from RefSeq and is a predicted model, not a curated record.
AGUGUCUCCUGGAGAUCAUCUUCAAGGGAAACUACACUGGAAACUGCAGUGUGCAUCCUGACUUCAUCUUAGACUCUGACUCCUGGACUACUUGGUUGGGUACCAGUGGUGAAACAGCAAUCAGUGAGACUCAGCUCAGAGCUGUGGCUGGCAGAGGCACAUCUUAAGACUUCCCUGACUGCUUCCUCCUCUUCCUCUUCCUCUUCCUCUUCUCCUUCCUCUCUCCUCUCUCCUCUCUCACUCUUCCUGGCCAGCCCCCCAGCCCCAGCUGAGCUGUCCAGAGCAUCAUGGCCAACAGGAGCCCCAGCAUCCGGAUUGGAGAUGAUGCACCAGGCUACGACCUGGACUGCUUUAGCAUCGCGAAGAAUUACGCGCAAGAUCUGGAAAAGGUGUUCAUCCCUCAUGGGCUCAUCAUGGACAGGAUUGAGAGGCUGGCCCGCGACGUGCUCCAGGACAUGGGAGGCCAGCACAUCGUGGCCCUCUGUGUCCUCAAGGGGGCCUAUAAGUUCUUUUCCGACUUGCUGAAUGCCAUGGAGACCCUGAACAGGAACUCAGACCAGGCCAGUCCCAUAAUGGUGGACUUCAUCCGAGUGAGCAGCUACUGCAAUGACCAGUCAACGGGCAGCGUGCGAGUGCUGGGGGGAGCCGACCUCUCCAGCCUCGCUGGGAAGAACGUCCUGAUUGUGGAAGACAUUGUGGACACGGGCAGAACCAUGCAGGCUCUGCUUCCCCUGGUGGAGCAGCAUGGCCCCAGGAUGGUGAGGGUGGCCAGCCUGCUGGUGAAAAGGACCCCUCGAAGCCUGGGCUACACCCCGGACUUCUCUGGCUUUGAAAUUCCAGACAGAUACGUGGUGGGAUACGCCUUUGACUACAACGAUUACUUCAGGGACUUAAGCCAUGUCUGUACCCUCAGAGAGACUGCCAGAGACAAGUACGCCCUGGCUGUGCAGAAGCUCUGAAAGCCCCUGAGGAGACCCGUCCCAAAGACAUCCCCAGCCCACUUGGUCUGGGGUUUCGGCUCUG